GACGAGUACGCAUAUAGGUAAAUACAAUAUUGUGCUAAGGAUCCAACUGCGGGAAAAUAACGCGCGGAGAAAGUGUUUCGGCGUUAAUUCUUGUAGUCAGACUUUAGACCGAAAGAGUGUGGAGGCUUCCGUUCCACGACUCUAGGUAUAUAAAGAGUUUAUCCGGUGUUUACGAACCUCAGUGUCCGUGAGAAGUGUUACCAAGGAGAACCGUAGAAAGUAUCGAAAUGUGGCGAGCCAUUCUGGUGAGCCUUCUGGCUCAGGGCCUAACCGCCGACAAAAUAUCAUACGACGGGAGCGCGUCUUUCGUUCAAAGUUCCUCUACUUCGCACCAUCAACAGCAACACCAGCAGCAAUGGUCCUGGCAGGAUCCUGGAAAAGAUCUUUUGGCCGCAGCUGAUACCGUCCAGGGGGAAGCCUUUCAUCCGGUGACCUUCGAAGCUCCCGACGCCCUCAAGCAAGGCCACCAGCAAAAUGACCUUCAAAAUGCAGCGACUGCCUACCAAAGCCAACAGUACAACGCGAACGUACAACAGGACGGCAGCGGAGUAGCUCAAGCUUUCGAUCAGGCGAUUCAGUCGGUUGAUACUGUCAUUGAUGAUAUUCUCGUAUCAAAUCGACAGGGUCGUAAUCUGGAAGGAUACGAUGAGGUCUACUCGGAUCCGAAUGUGAAGAACGCUCUUCGCCUUGGCAACGACACGGUGGCGAGGGCCUACAUUAGGGACAAACUUUGCUCGCUUGGCCUGAUGAACUGCGACGAUCCCGAAGGAAGACGUCCUUACUAUUCACCCCACCGUGACAUUCAGCCGCAAGAGAUAAUUUACGCUCAACCGGUAACCAUAAAACCGGUCGGAAGACCUCUCCCUGCGAUCCCGGUGAAACGUCCCUACGGUCCUCCGAGGCCGGUCCCGGUUCCUCCAGGUUUCGGGUCUGGUCCUCCGGGUCCGAUUUAUUCCGGCUCUUCGGGACCCUUCUCAAAGCCACCCCCCUUCUCGGGACCGCCGCCGUCUUUCUCCGGACCGAGUUACGGACAUCCUCCCAGUUUCAGCGGACCUUAUCCCGGCUUCAAAAAACCUGGACCGAUAUACGAUUCGAAACCGGUCUACGAAGGUGGUUCAUCUUCGUUCGAAGGUGAAUUGGACUACGAAGAUAAAUAUAUAGAGAAGAAACAGGUGAUUCUUCACCAAGGCCACGAUUCCGGCGUUCAGCAGCACGUUCAUCAUCAUUAUCAUCAUGGCGAAGAGCACAACGGGGGCGGAAAGGCCCCUACUGUGGUCGUGAACAAUCCCGGUCUGGUUCCCGGUGGUUCGGGUCCAGUGAUCGGUCCGGGACCGAUCGGCGUGAACGGUUUCAAUAAUUACGGAUACGGGAACGGAGGGAGUUACGGUAGCGGUGGAAGUUACGGUGGUUCUUACAACGAUCAUUUCGAUCAGAGUUUCAAAAAGGAGUUUAAGAUAAAAACACCGUCUUCGGGGAACAGUUUGCUAGGAGCUGCGAGCAAUUCUUACGCCGAGAGAUACCCGAGUUACGAAAAACCGAGGCCAGACACAGCGGUAUUCGGAAGCGGAAAUAGCAACAAGGGUGGCUCGUCAUUUUCCAACAAUUACGAUUCCGGCAAACAAUUCAAUUCUGGAUUUUCCAACAGCCAAUACGAUUCUGUUUCGUCGUCGAACGGUUUCGGAUCAAACGGCAACAGAUACGGAUCGAACGAUUUCGGUGGUAACGGAAAUGGAAAUUACGCGUCCGGAAAUGGAAACGGGUUUGGAUCCGUGAAUAAUUACGGUUCGUCGAACGGUUUUGACAACGGUUUUUCAUCCUCAAAUAACGACGACUGUGUCUGCGUACCGUACGAACAGUGUCCGACCGUGGAUCAACUGGGUCGUAAGGACGAUCUUUAUCUCGCUCUGGACCCAAGAAAUUUGAAUAAAAAUAUCGAAGCUGAAACUGUCGAGGUUGUUCUAACGGACGGAAAUGGAAAUAUGAGCGUUGUUCGAGUACCAAAAGGUGUGAACGUUAGCGAGGAAGCGGAGCACAAAAAAGAAGAGGAUAACAAGAGCACCGAAAACGGCGACAAAGCUGAUAAAGAUAAGGUCAGCGAUGGAAGCACGGAUAAAGUAGACGCUAAACGGAGCAAACGGGACGUGAAACAAGUCGAUGGCGACAAAGCGAAGAAAACCGAUGCGCAAGGGCGGCUGGUAGUCGGUGACCUGGACACAUCUAAAUUGAACGUGAAGCCGACCUGGGGCGUAAGUUUCGGACUUCCGCAAGGAGGAGCUGGAGGCUACCCGAUAAAUCCUUACGGCGGCGAUUCCCUUGUUAAUCCGUACCCCGGUUACGGUGCCGGGGGUCAAGGGCUCAACCUUGGCCUGGUAUCGGUCAAUCCCCUGGUAGCCGUACAAGUAACGAAAGAUGAAUACGGCGACAAGAUCGUUAAACCAUUCGUCAAUCUCCACGUGACACCGAAUCACGGUCUAGUUCACAAGCUCGGCGAUCUGCUUCAUUACAAAAAACAAGUACUGUUAGGAAAACCGGGGGGCUACUACCCACCCCAUUACCAUCCCGCGGGAGCCCCGAUUUACGAAAAACCGUACGGUGGACACCACCAUUACCCGAGUCACGGUGGGGGUGGAUUCGGUCUGGGAUAUCCUGGAAAACCACAUUACCCCCAUCAUCCGCCCGUUUACAAGCCCCACUACGAAGGUCCCUACGGACAACAUAAUUACGGACAGGGUCCCGCGGGAGGAUAUUAUCGCGAGGACAACGACUACGAUGAGGACGAUUACGAUUACAGUGAUUACGGGGACGGAUCCGAUUACUACAGAAGCGGGCGUGCUAAUAAUACCAGGAAAUAUGUUGGGAGCAACGGUUAUAAUUUGGGAAACGUUAACGACGAUAGCUCCGAGAACGAUUGGGUCCCGUCAAGAAGUGAAAAUGUAGCGAAGAAUAGGGACGACGGUCGACGGGGGAGAGUAGCGUUCCCACAGAGACGAAAACGCGACGUUAACCAGGUCGAAAAUGCUCAGGAGAGACAAUUUGGACGCCCGCAAGUCUGCGGACCUCGUCAUGUCUGCUGCCGUCGACCUCAAAUCAACAACCAAAGACCUUCCCGCAAUGGUCAAUGUGGAGUGAGGAAUAGCCAGGGGAUAAACGGUCGCAUUAAGACGCCCGUUUACGUUGACGGUGAUUCCGAAUUCGGCGAGUACCCGUGGCAAGUUGCUAUCCUGAAGAAGGAUCCCAGCGAGAGCGUUUACGUUUGCGGCGGUACGUUGAUCAGCCCUCGUCAUAUCCUGACUGCGGCUCAUUGCAUCAAGACGCAUUCGGGUAGGGACCUGAGGGCUAGACUUGGGGAGUGGGACGUGAACCACGACGUAGAAUUCUUCCCCUACAUAGAAAGAGAUAUCGUCAGCGUCGUAGUUCACCCGGAAUUCUACGCCGGUACUUUGUACAACGACAUCGCAAUCCUGAAACUCGACCACGAUAUUGACUUCGAAAGAAAUCCUCACAUCAGUCCCGCCUGCUUGCCAAACAAACACGAUGACUUCAACGGAGUCAGGUGCUGGACGACCGGUUGGGGAAAGGAUGCUUUUGGAGACUUUGGGAAGUACCAGAAUAUCCUGAAGGAGGUGGACGUGCCAGUCAUAAGCAACGGAGUUUGCGAGAACCAGAUGAGGAAGACCAGAUUGGGAUACAGUUUCAAUCUUCACCCAGGAUUCAUCUGCGCCGGAGGGGAGGAAGGCAAGGACGCCUGUAAGGGAGACGGAGGUGGUCCAAUGGUGUGCGAAAGACAGGGUCGUUGGCAACUAGCUGGAGUUGUUUCGUGGGGUAUCGGAUGUGGACAGGCAGGAGUUCCCGGUGUUUAUGCCAGGGUGUCUCACUACCUCGACUGGAUCCGGCAAGUUACUGGACAGAAUUAGAAAUUAAUCACAAGAUAAUGCGAGCAUGUGCAUCAGGAGUACAAUAACGUUUCAUCGAGUAUGAAACGACCCGGAAAAAGCACGAGAAAGUCGAUUCGAUCGUGCGGAUAUUUAUUAUAAUUUAUCAUUAACGACGAAGGGAAUAGAAGAAUCGUUUUGUUGUACUUUUUUUUUUCAAAACGAU
Athalia rosae (coleseed sawfly) is the source of this 4098-nucleotide messenger RNA. RefSeq lists its product as uncharacterized. The coding region runs from base 228 to 3914 and encodes 1228 amino acids. Gene Ontology annotation, molecular function: serine-type endopeptidase activity. NCBI's taxonomy places the organism in Eukaryota, Metazoa, Arthropoda, Insecta, Hymenoptera, Athaliidae. Gene Ontology annotation, biological process: proteolysis. The transcript is spliced from 8 exons. The record is from RefSeq and is a predicted model, not a curated record.